AUGGUGUCUCCCAAUUCGCUCAACCACACUGAUUCCAAAAGCGUCUGCUGCUCCGUAUUUCUGCCCAACUUCGAAGUUACAGUAGUCAGCACAGCUUUGGUCGACAUUUCAAAUAAUCUCCGAGCGUUUAGUCGAACGGGGUGGGUCAUGGUCGCAUAUCUUACCACCUAUACUGGAUUGAUCAUUAUAUGGGCAAAGCUCAGCGACAUCAUUGGACGAAAAGUGGCACUAACAGCUUCUCUCGUUGCUUUCACGGCGUUUUCUGCAGGAUGUGGAGCUGCACAGACGAUUACGCAAUUAAUCGUAUUGCGAGCCUUCCAAGGUUUCGGAGGUGCUGGAUGCUUCUCCGUAGCUUCCGUUAUCGUCUUCGAAAUGGUUCCUACACAAAAGUAUCCAUUCUAUGGGAGUAUUGUUUCUGCCGUUGUUGCAUUGGCAACGUUACUUGGCCCCAUAAUAGGCGGCUUGAUAACUGAGAACUGUUCCUGGCGCUGGGUGUUUCUCAUUAAUGUCCCAAUCGGCGUGACAACCAUCAUCAUUCUCUUGAUUACGCUCCCAAAUAGCUUCCCGUGUCACAGCCGAAAGACUGCGCCAAUGGCCUUGCAAAACUCGUCCUUACCGAAUCUUCGACGAAUGGACUUUCUAGGAGCGUUUUUAUUUACCGGCGCCUCCUUCACCUUCGUAACAUCUCUCCUUGAAAGCUCGACCAAGUAUUCAUGGUCAUCAGCGCCGACCAUUGUGCUGCUAGUCAUUUCUGUAGCUCUCGCUAUAUCGUUCAUUUCGUGGGAGAGGUAUAUUACGCUUGGGUCAAAUAUGCCGGAACCAAUUUUUCCAUGGCGCUUCGUGUAUAACAGGGCUUGGAUGGGCAUGCUGCUAGUGUCAUUACUUCUCGGCAUUCCUUUCUGUGUCCUCGUUGUCACCAUCCCACAGAAACUGCAAACAAUCUCCGACAUGUCACCUCUCCAAUCCGGUCUUCGGCUCCUUCCAUACGCGCUCUUCGCUCCUUUUGGCGCAGUGUUCGCAAAUGGGUUCAUAUCACGCCAGAAAAACUGUGUACCCGUGUAUUUCGUUAUUGCAGGGGCUUGUUUCCAGUUAAUCGGACUCUCUUUAUUCUGCAUCUACGGUACUGGAAAAGAAGUUUCUGGAGCACAAUACGGGUGCCAGAUUCUCGCCGGUUUAGGACUUGGUAUGAUGUUUGGGACAUUGGUUGUUAUGACGCCGUUAAGUGUUGAUCUGCAAGAUCUAGCAACGGCGACAGGUGCAAUCAUGCAGUUCCGCCAAUUUGGCAGUACUAUUGGUCUUUCAGUGGCUACUAGUCUCAUGAAUGCGAAGCUUAAAUCGGAACUUCCUUCGAUCUUGAAACCAGUGCAGCUAGAGGCACUAUUGCAGUCCACGACGGCGAUUCAUCAGUUCCCUCGCGAAGUGAAACUUGUCGUGGAGGAGGUUUUCGUUGAAGGCUAUCGCUUACAGAUGGAAGUUAUCAUAGCAUUUGCUGGGGCAUGUGUGCUUGUGGCUCUGAUUAUUUUUAAGAAGAAACAAAUCAAGGCGCCAGGUUGA
Messenger RNA from Mytilinidion resinicola, 1554 nucleotides. RefSeq names its product MFS general substrate transporter. Bases 1 to 1554 code for a protein of 517 amino acids. Lineage: Eukaryota; Fungi; Ascomycota; Dothideomycetes; Mytilinidiales; Mytilinidiaceae. The record is from RefSeq and is a predicted model, not a curated record. Gene Ontology annotation, biological process: transmembrane transport. The transcript has 6 exons. Gene Ontology annotation, molecular function: transmembrane transporter activity.